This is a messenger RNA of Etheostoma spectabile (orangethroat darter), 2933 nucleotides long. RefSeq names its product family with sequence similarity 204 member A (gene fam204a). NCBI's taxonomy places the organism in Eukaryota, Metazoa, Chordata, Actinopteri, Perciformes, Percidae. The record is from RefSeq and is a predicted model, not a curated record. The coding region runs from base 154 to 870 and encodes 238 amino acids. The transcript has 8 exons.
GCUCUCUUACUGGAACGUCACAAUGUUUACCCGGAAAUGAGAGCCUGCUCCAAAAGCUGCUGUCAAAAUCUACUAUUUACCCAUUUCUAACCGUUGUUUAUCUAACUAAAUGAUAUAUUACCGUAUAAUCUGACUGUAAAAUAGUGACUCAGAAUGUACAGUGGACUCUUGCCAAAAGGUUUAACCGAAGACGACCUCAGUCCAGAUGACGAAGGGGAUGAUGUUGAGGAGAAGAAGGAGGUCGAGAAUUGCGAGAUGUCCGCUGAAAGGUUGAACUCCGCCGGGGAAAACACAGUCUCAGCUCUGGAGGCACAGUCGACUCUCCCUGGCAGUGAUGCAGACAGUGAUUCCCUGACAUGCAGUAUGCCUGGUAUAUCACAGGAAAUGUGGCAAAAAUUCCAGGAUCUACGGAAAAAGAAGGAUGAAAUGAAGACAAUGAAGUUCUCCAGAAGAAGAAAAAGACGACGACUCAAGAAAGCAGGAACAGAGAGUGAGGAACCCACUGAGACAAGCAGAGAGCGUCAGGAGAAUCGGGAGAAGCACUGGGAUGAGCUUAAGCAGCAUUUUGGUGUAAAUGAUCGAUUUCAUCCCCCAGCAUGUUCCAAACCCCCUCCGCAGUCCGGCCUAGAAAAGAGCAUAGAGAGGGCCAUAGCUGAAGGGGACAUUGCAAAGGCGGAGGAGAUGAGCGACAGACUCGCCACUCGAGAGCUGGCUGUAAAAAUCGCUCAAGCCGCUGAUUGCCGUGACUUUGUGCAACGCAAACAGGAGGAGGAAGCUUUGAGGGCAGCGCAGAAAAGGAAGAACCAAAUAGCCUGGGGGUUUGAGGCUAAAAGACGAUGGGAAACCAAAAGCAACAUGGGCUUCAUGUGACGAACACGGAGGAAAAGGAAAACGACUGUUGUUGUCUUUAAGUUAAUUGGAUGAAAGUAGCGUUUUUAAUGGCGGGCUGAUCCCAUUUCUUUUUAUACACUUUGUAUAUUUUGAAGACUUCUCAACAGCCGUGUGUGUGUGUGUGUGUGUGUGUGUGUGCGUGUGUGUGCGUGUGUGUGUGUGCGCGUGUGUGUACGGGUGGGGAGUCACAGAGUUGGCUAAGGAGAAACCAAUCCAAAGAGGACAAGCGAGAGACAAAUUAUGGAGCAUUCAAAUUAAUUCCUAAGGCGCCCAUUGGUGUCUGUAUUGUGUUAUUUUUCAUUACAUUUCAGUGAUUUUUAGCGUUCUACACCCCCCCCCCCCCCCCCCCCUUCAAAUUAAAUCUGGUGUACAUUACUGGAUGAUGCGUUUAUUUAUUGCUGUAAAGUGGGUUAAUCAUGAAGGCGCUCUUUUCUUCUUCUGAGGAAGAGAAAGGAAAGAUUAAGGCCCUAAUGCAAUGUACAGGAUAAUGUGCGAUAGGAUUUGGGAGAAGAAAAUGAAAUUUGGCUGCUGUAAACAGUUGUGAGCAGUUGUAAACUGGAAGUUGAGUGAACGUUUUGGGGGUGGGGAGAUUGAGGGGGGGGGUGAACAUGAAACAGAGGCUUUGCUGUUGGCCCUCACCCAUGCUGGGAGACAUGCUAUUGUUUCUCAGUCCGAACAAGAGGCACGCGCUGUUUCUCGCUGCUCAUUGUGUGAUGAGCUCUCUUCAGCAUCUAUAAACUUGCGUCGGUUCCUCUCGCUUUUACUUUGAUCUUUUUUGGAUCUGCAGCGUUUUCUUCCACAGCUAUACUCGCGCUUCUCCGAUGCUCAUCCAGAUUCCAGGAAGUGUUAAUUGCAAACAGCGUGCAAAAAAAAAAGCACGAUAAUUACUUUUAUUCAUAAUGCUUGCUUAUAUAUAUUUUUUUCAACCAUAGACAAUUAUUGCUUUGCUCCAAGGUAAUGAGAAUUCAAAUUAAUCCCACCUACGUUGUUUGCAUUUCACAUAUUUGGGCACUUUGUCCCUUGGUGUGGAGCAGUACUCUCCUAGCUUUGCUGUGUAGGCUGAAACAGGACGAGAAAAAAAAAAAAACUAAACUUCAGAAAUAAAAACUUUAUAGGCAAUUAUUACACAAAACACCUGAGCUGAAGAAACCUAGACAUGAGCUAUAUAAUGUGAGAUAUGUGUAUAAAAACAAUAGAUUUUUCACAGAAAUGUGAAAAAUCUAGCUUUCCGUAUCAUUUUACAUCCAAGCCAAUCACACGACUGUGUGUCUGAGAAGCUGUCAGUUGGUGCGAAUUGGUGCUAAUUAAACUAUUAAUUAUCUCUGUAAUGAGGCGCGAGUUAAAACUGUGUUAAGCACAUCAAAGUACAACAUGGGAUUUCUUCACUUUGAUGACUGCUAUGAAAAAUAUAUCUUGACUGAAGAGAGAGGAAACAUCAGAGAUGCUUUAUUAACGAGACAAAAAGAAGUCAUAUUUUGGAGCCUUCAAAAGAUUUUGGAUCACUCCUCCAGAACAACGUCGCGGUUUAAAUAGUCCGUUUUACUUAAAGGUGUGGUUAUUGCGUAUUUCAACAUUGCACAAUUUCCAAAUAAGAACUUUUCAAGAAGGUUAUAGCCGGUAUAACAUUUCUCAAGAUCUUGCAUUCAAAACAUAGGGCAGAAAGCAUCUGUUAAUAUGUGUGUUUUCCAUAUGUAAAAGCCAUGUACUGUAGCCAUUUUUUUAAGUGAGUAGUUGUCAGUGAACAUUGCCAGCGCUCAUCCAAGAGCAGCGCGGCGCCGUAUCAAUAGCAUCUCACUUUAUUAAUCUCUUGGAACACAGGGUAAUGCCUUGAGCAGAGAUGAUAGUGCUUUUAAGCUGGAAAAUCCACUUUCUCACUCUCGUCAUGUCGAGGAGCUGUUUUCCACAGUCUGCUCCUGGAGGCCAAUCUUAGCCUCUGACCUAGGCUGAUUUGUUGUGAAACGCGGAGACAAAUUCCUUGGGCACAUGUCGAACCACUUCUAGGAAAAGUGUUUGUUGUGUAGUGUGUGGGGGUGUGGAGAGAA